Coturnix japonica (Japanese quail) is the source of this 2521-nucleotide messenger RNA. It is a transcript of the gene FADD, whose product is annotated as Fas associated via death domain. Gene Ontology annotation, molecular function: caspase binding; death receptor binding. Gene Ontology annotation, cellular component: CD95 death-inducing signaling complex. The record is from RefSeq and is a predicted model, not a curated record. Lineage: Eukaryota; Metazoa; Chordata; Aves; Galliformes; Phasianidae. Gene Ontology annotation, biological process: regulation of apoptotic process; extrinsic apoptotic signaling pathway; positive regulation of innate immune response.
CAGACUUCGUAGCACUGCGGAAGCACGGCUGCAACUCGCCGCUGGGGUGGGGUUCCGGCCGCCUGCUCGGAAAGCCUGUCUCUCUCGGUGCCGGCUUCUCUGUGGGCCUCAGCCCCAUGGAUCCCUUCCUGGCUCUGCUGAAUUCUUUGUCCUCCAGUCUGUCUGUCGACGAGCUGCACGAACUGAAGUUUCUGUGCAAGGAUAUAAUUGGGAAAAGGAAACUGGAGUCUGUGCAGAGCGGCAGGGAGCUCUUCAACUUCCUCAUGGAGCAGCAGCUGAUUUCAAGAUACAAUGUAGACUUGCUUAAAAGAAUGUUUAAGACUAUUAAAAGAGAAGAUUUGAUCUCACGGCUGAUGGAGUUCAUAGAGGAGGGAGAAGCCAGCGCUCCUGAUGAGCGGCCUGACAUCAAUGAAAGACGUUUGCAGAAGGUGGUUAUCGAAGUCAUAUGUGAAAACGUUGGGAGAGACUGGAAAAUGCUGAUGCGAAAACUUGACCUUUCUGAUGUGAAACUGGACAGAAUAGUAGCAGCCAAUCCACAUAAUUUGGGAGAGCAAUUGGUUCAGUCGCUUCGAGAGUGGCAGAAAUGGAAGGGGAAAGAUGCAAAGGUGACUGACCUAAUAAAGGCUCUUCGAGACUGUAAUAUGAACUUGGUGGCAGACAUAGCAGAACGGAAACUCUCACUUCUGAACACAGAAAACAUGUGAAAUCAAGAUAAAAACACUUUCACAUCACAGAUAUGAAUGAAAAAAAUAGAAGCAAAAGUGCCUUUUGAUCAUCUGAACCCAAAUCACUGUCAUUGGCUCUGUUAAUUCUGUCAUUAAUUUAAGUGCCUUAAAAUUAACAGCAAAUUUCCGGUCAGGUUAUAACUAAUGUGAAAACAAAUUCAUUUCAGACAGUGCUUUCCAGUUGGUGCUUCCCUUACGAGAUUUUAACUUUUAGAACACAAAUACUCCACUUUGAGGAAAUUCUGAGACUUUCAUUUGCCUCCCACCUGAAAAUAAGAUAUGGUUUAUUGCAGAUUCCUUACAAGUGCCUUGUCUGCAAUUACAUCCGUGGGACACUUCUGAGGGAACUGAACAUUUCAUUAGGAGGGUGGAAUAUUCAUAUAUAUAUAUAUGGAUAUGUGUGUGUAUAUAUAUGUAUUUAUAUAAAUAUAUACACACAUUUUUUUAAGUGAUCUGUUUGUAACUAGUGUGAAAGGGGGAAGGAGGCUGAGCUCUUAGAUAUGCAGUAAAUCUUCUCUUUGUUUUGAGUAGCAUGAGGUAAUAUCUUCUAUAAUUUUUUGAACACCUUUGCUAACAGUAAAAGAAUACAAAGAAGACUGUAAUCUCAGUCUGUAAGACGGCAGUGCAAUAGGACUCAUAACUGCUGUAGUGAGGUUUUUUUGUUUGUUUGUUUGUUUUUGUUUUUGGCAGAAAAUGUGCCUGGAUUGAAAAACAAUCUUGCUGAAAUUAAUUAUCAAGUGCCUUUAUACACAAAAUCACAGAAUGGUUUAGCUUGGAGGGGACCUCUGAAGGUUAUGUGGUCCAACCGCCCUGCUGAAGCACAACCACACAGGGCAGGCUGCCCAAUACCAGGCCCAGGCAACAUUCCAGAGGAGAGAGACAAUAAGUCUGGGCAUCCUGUGCCUAUGCUUUGUCACCUGCUCACUACAGAAGUGCUUCCAGAUUCUUAGGUGGAAAACAUCAUCCUGAGAAUGAUGUUCACUUGAAACUAUCAAAGAAAUUGUGCCUUACAGAUGUUUACAGCAGACUUUUUGUAUUUUAUUGCCUUGAAUGUUUUAAGAUUUUCUUAAACUAGUCAUCUCAUGAUCCAUAUCAGGGAGUCUGGUCAUAUCUGCUGGAUGCUGCAGCUCACCUCAUCAGUAAACUACAGUUAUUUGUGGUCUUGGUUAAAGGCACAAAAAAAAAGCAUAUACUGUAACAGAAACUUAGAAAGUAAAAUGUUUUCUUUUUAGUAGAGGAGGGUGAAAGCUUGUUGUUCUUGUUGCUUGGUGCCGUUACUGUGAAGACCAAGUAUCAGCGUGUAGUAUUACAUCACUAUUCUGUAUAAAUGUUGCUACAAACGUAAUUUUCAAGAUUUUGUUGAAGUUGGUGCUUCUAGUUUAGAAGAUUACCCUUGAAUACUUGAUUGUAAUUAAUGGAAACUGCUGUAAUGUGAAUUUUUAGUUGGGCAUUUCCUUUAAAAAAUGCUUGUGAGGAUCAUUUAAGUCAUAGUAGUGAUUAUAUACAAGCAAAGAACGAUGGGGAAUAUGAAGGUUUGCUGUUUUUUGGCAGGUGCAGUUCUUUAGGUGCUUGCCCCAAUACUUUGUCACCAUCAGUUCUCAGUUCCAAAGUUCUGGUAGGAGAUGAAAUGCUGCACUUCAGCUCAGAAGUUUUAGAGAUGUUUUUCAUAAUGUUUAUCCCCAUUCUGCAGUAUUUAAAGAUUUAAUUUUUUUUAAAUUAUUAUUGUUUUUGUUGUUGUUUUUUUUUUUUAAUUCAUGUAUUUUUAUGAUUGUAUGGGAAAUUGGUAAUCACAGCCU